Fundulus heteroclitus (mummichog) is the source of this 671-nucleotide messenger RNA. RefSeq names its product pentraxin fusion protein-like. Lineage: Eukaryota; Metazoa; Chordata; Actinopteri; Cyprinodontiformes; Fundulidae. The record is from RefSeq and is a predicted model, not a curated record. Bases 1 to 624 code for a protein of 207 amino acids. The transcript is spliced from 2 exons.
AUGAAACCGGCCCCACAGUCUUCCCCGGCUAUCAGAAGCCUGGUCUUCCCCAGUGAAACCAGCACCAGCUAUGUGGAGAUGAUCCCUCAGAAACCGCUCAGCCUGAAGGCGUUCACGCUGUGCAUGCGUGUGGCCACGGAGCUCAGCGGUGAGAGGGAAAUCAUCCUGUUUGCAUAUCGAACCCGAGACUUUGAUGAGCUGAAUGUGUGGAGAGAGCUGGAUGGAAGGCUGUCCUUCUACUUGAGUGGAGAUGGAGUUUUCUUCCAAGUCCCUGGUCUUGGUGCCCUGCAGACUCGCCUGUGCGUCACCUGGGAUUCCAGCUCAGGUGCUGCGGCCCUCUUCAUAGACGGCAGAAAAAGUCUGACCAAAAUCUACAGGAAGGGUCACACCAUCCGUGCGGGAGGCAGAGUUAUCCUGGGCCAGGAUCCGGAUAAUUAUCUGGGUGGCUUUGACGUAAAUCAGAGUUUUGUUGGAGAGAUUUCUGAUGUGAACUUGUGGGACUAUGUCCUGUCAGAGAUUGCAGUCCAAGACAUGAUGACUGCGAAAAGGGGAAAUGUGUUGGAUUGGGAAACCGUAGAGCUUAGACCAAAUGGAGAGGUGAUGGAGAUUAAUGUUAAUCUGUAGCUCAACUGUUUAUGUGGGCAACAACUUUAUCCUUUGCACAAAUAAAA